This is a messenger RNA of Mytilus trossulus (common blue mussel), 1785 nucleotides long. RefSeq lists its product as uncharacterized. The record is from RefSeq and is a predicted model, not a curated record. NCBI's taxonomy places the organism in Eukaryota, Metazoa, Mollusca, Bivalvia, Mytilida, Mytilidae. Bases 1 to 1776 code for a protein of 591 amino acids. Gene Ontology annotation, molecular function: nucleic acid binding. The transcript has a single exon.
AUGUUUAUUAAGAAUAAUAAAUCGGCACUGAUAAACGAAUCUUUUGUCAAUCAGACUAUUUCUGAGUUAGUUACUACAGGUUGUGUUGUUGAAGUACCAUUUCAACCUCAUGUUGUCAAUCCAUUAAGCGUAGCGAUUCAAAAAUCUGGCAAAAAACGGCUUAUUCUUGACUUAUCUUCUUUAAAUAGAUCAAUCAAAAAAGAUAAAAUAAAAUUUGAAGAUUGGAAGAUAGCAGUUCAAUAUUUUCAGAGAGAUUCGUACAUGUAUAAAUUUGAUUUAAGUUCUGGAUAUUUUCAUUUGGACAUUUGUCCGCAGCAACAAACCUUUUUAGGUUUCAGAUGGAAUAAUAGAUUUUAUUGUUUUACAGUUUUAGUAUUUGGUAUAUGUACGGGCCCAUAUAUAUUUACAAAAUGUCUGAGACCUAUGGUCAAAUAUUGGCGUGAAAACGGUAUAGAUGUUGUUUUGUACCUUGAUGAUGGUUUUGGUAUGUGUACAGAUAAAUCUAAGUGUAUAGAAGAUUCAGAUUUUGUUAAGAAAUCUUUAGAAGAUGCCGGUUUUCUCAUAAAUGAAGGAAAGUCCAUUUUUUCCCCUGUACAGUCAUUAGAAUGGCUUGGUAUUGUUUGGAAUGCUAGCGAAUUUAGUCUCGUUAUCCCAGACAGACGUGUAAAUGAUUUGCGUGUAUCGCUUGUGUCAGUUAUUGGAAGAUUUCCUAAUAUAACUGCUAGGACCUUAGCUCAGGUUGUAGGUAAAAUUAUUUCCAUGGCUCCAGUCAUUGGCAAUGUAGCUAGAAUUAUGACAAAAUUUUGUUAUAUGGCAAUAGAGUGUAGAACAGAAUGGGACAAAUGGCUGUUAUUUCCAUAUCCAUACAAAGUCUUAUCAGAACUGCAUUUUUGGUUAAAAAACAUACAUAGUUUAAACAUUAAGUUGUUGGGUCAUUACUCAAAGUCACAUGUUGUAAUUUACUCUGACGCCAGUGGUAAAGGGGCAGGUGCAUAUUCAGUAGAACUUGACAAGAAGAUUUUUCAUGAAACGUGGGAUUUUUCUGAAGCUCAAGAAAGUUCGACAUGGAGGGAGUUGAAGGCUAUAGAGCUAGCCUUGAUAUCUUUCAAAAAUGUUUUUGAAGGCAAAACGCUUAAAUGGUACACAGAUAAUCAGAACUGUGUUAAAAUUGUAAAAGCUGGUAGUAUGAAUGAAAAACUACAAUUUUUAGCUUUGUCGAUUUUUUCGGUCUGUAUUCAAAAAUGCAUUUCCAUUGACAUUCAAUGGAUUCCUAGAUCGCAAAACUCUCAAGCUGAUUAUAUCAGUAGAAUAGUUGAUUACGAGGACUGGGGCGUAUCAAAUGAGUUUUUUCAAUUUAUGAAUGAUUUAUGGGGUCCUUACACAAUAGACCGGUUUGCAAAUUCUCAGAAUGCAAAAGUGUGUAGAUACAAUUCUAUGUUUUGGAACCCGUGUGCAAUAGCUGUAGAUGCUUUUACACAAGAUUGGUCAAAUGAGAAUAAUUGGUUGGUACCACCUGUUUAUUCGGUUAUUCGGUGUAUUAAGCACUUGAUUUACUGUAAGGCCAAAGGGACCUUGAUUGUUCCUAAAUGGAAAUCGGCAGCCUAUUGGACUAAGAUUUUUGAUAAAAACCUAGAAUACCAGGUACAUGUUACAGAUGUAAUUGAAUUUAUAGAUACAGAAGGUAUCUUUGUGAGAGGGUCGAACCCAAGUUCUAUAUUUGCUCAAGAACAAUUCAUAACACCAGUUUUGGCGGUUAUGUUAGAUGCUACUCGGUAGCGGUGACAC